Molecule: messenger RNA, 1319 nt
Organism: Exophiala mesophila
Lineage: Eukaryota; Fungi; Ascomycota; Eurotiomycetes; Chaetothyriales; Herpotrichiellaceae
Exons: 1
Coding region: 163-1182 (339 amino acids)
Cellular component (GO): cytoplasm; nucleus
Molecular function (GO): nicotinamide-nucleotide adenylyltransferase activity; ATP hydrolysis activity
Source: RefSeq, a predicted model, not a curated record
UGACAUUAAACUUGUACCAUAGGUCGAUGUGGUCUGGAGGCGGACUGAUCCUGAAGAAACUCCAAGUGCGAGCAUGGAUAUCUUAUCGCCAAUUCGAUCUUAGCAUCAACAAACCCAAUCUAUUCAUGAACUAAGGGACUAUUCCCCUACAACAUCAAAAGAAUGUCACCAACCGUAGACAUGCAAGCCCUCCAAAGACUACGAACACGAUUCUCGCAAGCUUUGAAGGAAUUUGCCGAUUCGCCUGCAUCUUUUCAGAUUCUACAUACCAUCCCGCCAUCACAUCCGCCAUCAUCGGCAAUACCGAUAAAUACACUCUAUGUUCUGGACUCUAGUUUCAACCCGCCAUCGAAAGCGCAUCUCAGUCUGGUGAAAGCAACACUCAAGCAAUCACAACUAAACACCAAACAUGAUCCAAUAAGUCAUGUCAAAUCGAGUCAUGGUGACGGCGUAGCUACUGAUGGAGGUCCACCACGGGUUCUUUUUUUACUGGCCACCGUUAAUGCCGAUAAGAAGCCUAAACCAGCUGAUUUUGAAGAUCGACUUGUUAUGAUGACUCUGAUGGCUGAGGAGUUACGUUCUCUUCAACAAGCUCUCGCAAAAUCAUCGACAGAUGUGUCAAGCGAAAGCAGAGCUCCAAUUGUCGACAUCGGCAUUACGAAGCAGCCGUACUUUAUCGACAAGGCAAAGUCUAUCGAAGAGUCACAUGCCUACUCAUCGACCUCGACAUCAACUACGGCGGGAGCUGAAGAUACGCCAAUCACACAAGUCCAUAUCACGGGCUUUGACACACUGACCCGCAUCUUUGCGCCUAAAUACUACCCGGAAUAUACGCCACCGCUGUCAGCGCUAGAGCCAUUCUUGUCGCGACACCGGAUCCACGCCACAAUCCGAGUCGAGUCGACGUCGACUAACGACAACGAUGUGCAGGAUGAGUUCGGCACUAUUGACAGUCAGAGAGCAUAUCUGGAUGGUCUGGCACGUGGCGAUUUGGAGGAGCAAGGUCUGAAGCGGGAAUGGGCCGGUCAGGUCGAUCUGGUGGUCGAUGAGUCUGGAGAUGCCCAAGGUGUCAGUUCCACCAAGGCCAGGGCAUGUGUCAAGGAAGGAAGGACGGAUGACCUAUCUCACUAUGUUGGCGAUGGAGUUAGAACGUGGAUCGUGGAGAGGGGGUUGUAUACAUGAAGAUAUAUAUUGGAAGAGAUGAGAGAAAGACCUCUAGAGAUCUCUGCGAGAGUGCCUUUUCUUCCCACCACAUGUAUCUAUUGGACGGAACAUUAAUAGUGUGUACAUGAUUUAAGACAAUAAUAUUCUCAACGAUC